AUGCUUUCCAGCCACUUGAUGGAUGCGGAAUUCCACUCAGCCCAUUCACCUGUGCGCAAGUUGCUGUCAGCCUCUGAUUUCACUGAAUUAAUUGCUAAAGUAUCUGAUGGCCCAAGGCACUCUCUGAUUAUUGACGUUUAUCAGGUGAAUCACGGUACUCCGCCAAUUAUCCUCAUUGUGACACCAAUCAUGCAACGUGUGAUGGAGCAACCACAAACAGCGGAAAUGAUCCAUUGUGAAAUUACCUCCGUCAGUGGAGUGGGAACUUGUACAUCUCUUCUUGCGAACUCAUUUUUUGGGACACUUCCCAUCGCAGUGAUGAUUCACAGCAAUAAGUCUAAAGACAACUAUCUUCGAGCAGUGACUCUUUUCAAAAAAUGUUUCCCCAACCCUUUUGGCGGCAAAAUGGAGCCGCAGGGAUUUAUUCUUCCCCCAUCUAUCCUUGUAAAGUCGAUAUUUCAGAAGUUUUGGCCCAAUGCUCGUCACCUAGUCGGUCUAUUUCAGUUCUCAUUAAAAGUACAAGAGGCUUUAAAAAAUCGACUUAUUCUUGGACUACAGUCGGAGCACAUGAAAAAAGCCUCUUCACUCUUUAGGCAAAUGAGAGACUCAAAGUCUGAGGCGGAAUUUGAAAAGUUCUACGAAGAGGCAUUCGAGCUUACUGACUUGCAGUCGGUGCGUGUGUAUUUCAGACAAUUGCGUGAAAGACGCUCUGAAUGGGCUCUCUACCUUCGCAAGCACUUGCUCACGCGUGGAAUGAAUAAUUAUUCAUCUAGUAGUUAUGUCGUAGCUUUGAAAAGUAAUCUAGCUGGACAGAACAUCUCAUCCGACCCCGUGGGUGUUGUUGAGAUUGUUGCCACUGUUGUCGAGCAAAAAUUGUUUAAUAUUAUCGGCGGAAAAGUGGAUAGAAGUGUUUGGUAUCGAGUACCCAAACCACUGCUUUACGCUUCGGGGAGUACAUCGAAAUGGAUUAUUCGACCUUGUAAUUCGGCCGGCGAAGAAGUCUAUGGUGCUAACGUAAAUAGUUCGUAUUUCAAGGUAAAAGACAAGCUUUCCGGUCAAACGGAGAACAUUGUCAAUAUCUCAAUUGGAACAUGCACUUGCGAGGACGCUGACUACGGUGUAUACUGUAAUCAUCAGGCGGCUGCUGCCAGAGUUGCUGGAAUUUACCCACCGAAUGCAUAUGAGGUUAACCGCGAAGAUGUCACGUCCUACUUAAGAUUUGGGACCUCUGAAAAAGAGAAGAUAUCUCCUCUUUUGUCCUCAAUAGCUUCACAACUGGGAACAAGAGAGCAAGCAUCUGCAUCGGUAGCAAAGCUAAUCAAUAAGCCCAGACAGAAGCGCCCCAAACGGCCACCUAAAACCAGUGCUGUCAAGUCCUUUGGAUCAAAUAGACACCUUGCGGAUUCGACUUCACCUAGACGUCAUACUUCGAAUUCAUCAUACAACGAGAGCCCUACUAAUUUCCCUGUCGCCUCAAAUUCUCACUAUACCAAAGCCAAAGUAGGUAGAUUCUCUCACCGCGCUACAGGUCCUCGUCUCUCCGAC
Protopolystoma xenopodis is the source of this 1545-nucleotide messenger RNA. Lineage: Eukaryota; Metazoa; Platyhelminthes; Monogenea; Polystomatidea; Polystomatidae. The record is from the annotation of a GenBank genome assembly.